UUUUUUCGUAAGAGCUGCCGCGUUCAUCUCUCGCCGCGUGUAAAACUAAAAAAAAUGUGAUUUUUUAAAUAAAAAAAUAUUUGCUUUAAGACGUGCACAAUUAGUAAUUUGAGGAAAUAUAUUACAAGUGAAAUAUAUUGUGGUUUAUUUUAAUCCCACCCCCAUUCCUCCUACCCCGCGGUCGCGCGGGUUGAUAUUUCCUCACGAAAGCCGAUUGCGUAAUUCGUUUCAUCGGUCAUAUUUUAUCGCGUGUGUUAAGAAACCCACGCACGAAUGGCGCUUUAAUCGUAUUCGCGGGUCGCCAUUUGCGCUGGAAGCGCUGCUGCGGUCGUGCGGUGUGGUGUCUCUACUACUACGACUACUACUACACACAACCACCGCGGCGAACGCACGGGAGAGCCGAGUCCCCUAGGCGUAGUGUCAAGGAAACAAGAAGAAUCUUGAGCAGCAAUUGUCGGUGACAGCGGCCAACAAGAACCAACCAUGGGUAAGGGAGAUCCGAAGAAGCCCAAGGGCAAGAUGUCAUCAUACGCCUACUUCGUGCAGACGUGCCGCGAGGAGCACAAGAAGAAGAACCCAGAGGCGUCGGUCAACUUCGCCGAGUUCUCCAAGAAGUGCUCCGAGCGGUGGAAGACGAUGUCUGAGAAGGAGAAGACUCGCUUUGAGGACAUGGCGAAGGUGGACAAGGUGCGGUAUGACCGGGAGAUGAAGACGUACGUGCCUCCCAAGGGCGAGAGGGGCAGCAGGAAAAAGAAGGACCCCAAUGCCCCCAAGAGACCCCCGUCGGCUUUCUUUAUCUACUGCGCUGAGUAUCGCUCCAAGGUGCGCGCCGAAAAUCCCGGUCUCACCAUUGGCUCCAUUGCCAAGAAACUGGGUGAGAUGUGGAACAACGCUCCUGCUGAUGAAAAGUCGAUCUACGAGCGCAAGACAGCCAAGCUGAAGGAGAAGUACGACAAGGACAUGGCUUCGUACAGGUCAAAGGGCAAGGUCGAGACCAGCAAGGGGGCCUCGAAACCGGCCAGCAAGCAGAGGGAUGAUGACGACGAUGAAGAUGAUGAUGAGGAAGAUGACGAGGAUGAGGACGAAGACGAUGAUGAUGAUGACGAAUAGGAGUGCUAGCAGGAGUGUAAAUGGAAGUAUGGUGGGCUUACUUCACGGUUUGGCUGGUUUUGCUAGCGUUCGUUUCCUCUCACUUUGUUUGAAACUGGUUAGCUGCCCGGUUGGGAAAGGUGUUUUGAAAUUUUAAUAUUGAAGAUCUACGGAUACCAUUCAUGAAUAGAAACUCUGUGUACGGAUUGUCCGCAUUAAUAAAAUCGUUAACACCCAUGGGUGGUUCAUGAAACCAAAAUUGGAGUGUGCAAAAACAUUCCCAUGCCAGACCUCAUUGAAUUUACGAUGGUGACACAGGGAAUUGUGAAGUAAGCUAGCUGUAAAGAAAACAAGAUAAUACUUCAAAUAAAUACACUCUUGUACUUACUAAACUUUAGUUCGGGGUUUUUGUGUAAGGGAUGCCAUGGUUACUGCAGCCACAGUUUGACGAGCACUGAAUUUAGUGAGCAUACCUGAUGACAUAUUUUUUGCUGAGCUUGUGCGUAUUAUAUGCUUAAGGCAAUAAUGGCUAGAUAAUUUGGAAACUGCAGGUUUUUGUGGCAACAGUAAUAGAUUAAAACCUGUCAAUUUUGGCAUCUUAGUAGCGUGUUGUUGCCGAGUGAAAUUUAUGCUAGCGAUUCAAGGAUGUGGCAAAUGAGCAGAUGCUUUUCAGCUAUAAAUGGAUCAAUGUACACUGUGUUGUAAGUUACUGCUUCAUGUACAGGCUUUCUCUUCCCUUUAAGCAUUUCUGUUUAAAGUGGAAAGUUAAAACAUUUCAUUUGGCGCUUCAUUGUUGCUUGCCUUUCUAGUUCAGGCUUUUUUUUGUACAAAAAAUAAUUGCAGUUGUAAAAAAACUGCCAAAUGAUUAUUCUAGUACAUUAAUACAGUACUCGUGAGCUGCAUGUUUUAUUGUGCUUUUUUGUUCUGUAUUUGAUUUACUAAUAAACAUUUUAGUGAC
This is a messenger RNA of Petromyzon marinus (sea lamprey), 2047 nucleotides long. Its product is annotated as high mobility group protein B3-like. Gene Ontology annotation, molecular function: DNA binding. The record is from RefSeq and is a predicted model, not a curated record. Lineage: Eukaryota; Metazoa; Chordata; Hyperoartia; Petromyzontiformes; Petromyzontidae. Gene Ontology annotation, cellular component: nucleus.